AUGGUCACCCACGUGGUGCAUGGUUGAUUAAACUAUUACAGUAGAACCUCGAUUUUAUCCGGCAGGCUAUAUAGCCUCGAUCCCAGGCUGCACUUCCCACUGGGGAAAAAGGCCGGAUAAUAGCCUUGAUCCCAGGCCGAGUUUUCGCUUUUAUAACUGUUAGGCAACAACUAGGCCUGGUAUUAGUUGUCUGCGCAUGCGUCAGUCGUUCGUCAGAUUCUGACGAAUGGAUAUUUUCGUUCACUUUCGUGACAUUUAUAUUCGUGUACUAUCGUGUACUACACAACCAAAAAUCCACGUACCGUAUAGCGCGAAAUUUUCGAGGUACUUAUAUUUCGUGGAUUGGCCUCUAAAAGCCAUUUUGUUGCACAAUGUUCGCGGAAUGACUGCUUACCGGAAGCCACGCCUUUAAAUAUUUUCAUGAUAGCAGGUAAUUCUUAUUAACGAACACUUUUCGUGGACUUAAUUAUCAAUCAAAAAUGAGAUGAAGAAGAUAGGUACAAAUAAACAUGAUUCAAUUUUAAGGGACAACAAUGAAGCAGUGAAACGAUUCAGCUGGGAGACAGUGAGAUUGGAGCUUUAUAAGAUGGUUCCAACUCUCAUGUCACUGCUUUCGCUGCUGAUACCAAACCCAGAAAACCGUAUACCCCUUAUUUGCACUAUUGCAUCCCAAUUGUUGAAGUGCAGGCAUCAACACCUAUCGUUAGUCCAGAGGGUUGUUUCCGUCAUGUUGUAUGGACAUGGAACUCACAAGCAGGUGUUCAGCAAUCUGCAGCCACUGAACUUAUGCCUCUCCCACAAAGGAUCGCUGAACAUUGUGAGAGGUAUUUCUCAAGACUAUGACGUUGAAGUACAAGAGUGGCGGGACAAGUUGAUUGAGAGAAUCCCCAAACCCACUGCGGAUGUAUCGUAUCGAUCGCUGACACUACCAUCACAAACCGCUACUGAUGCGAACUACUCCCUGACAGAACAGGAUGUACCUCUGAGCGAGCUUAACGCAAGCUUCUCAUCUGAUGACUAUAGUCAUCCAGAUUUUAGUCCGAUUACAUCUGUUGAGGAUAAUGAGGUGGAUGAGAACGUAGCAGAUGAUCUGGAGACCAGUUUAAUCGUUGAUGAUCCUCAGAAUCCAAGUGACCAGUCCCAGCCAACAUCAAGUUCCACUUUCACCUGGACUGGAUUUAAAUUUGUUGGGGACAACCUCGAUAAGAGGGUGAAGCCACGGUAUCAAAGAGCAGAUAUGAGAGGCCAUGAAGGGCACUAUUUUCAUGGUUUUGCUGUUCGUGAUAGAAUAGAUAUGUGCAGGUUUUCAGAAGAGAAACCAUCUCGAGUUGAACCACAGGCAUCAGAGCUACUAGCCUCCAGUGAUGACGUCUCAGCUUACAAAACGGAGUUGGAGAUACUAAUUUCACGAAUACUAGUUGAGCACAUGGGAGAUGUAUUUGACAGUGAGAAGAAAAAUGUCAUGAAACACAUCCCCAGUAAAUACUCGGAGGAAAUGGCAUCUUCAUCGAAAACGGUUCCGCUUAGUGUAUUGCUUCUUAAUGAGAAUAAGCUGGAGGAGAUGAGCCAAUUUUGAAGCACUACAUGGAGCUGGUCCCUACUUUGUCUUGUGAAGGCAAAUUUACUCUUGGGAACGGAACCACUAUCACGUUCGACGAUACAAGGCUAUGGGAAGUGCUUUUUGGAGGAGAUCAAUUAACGGUAGCCAGAAUUCGUGGAACACAGACUCUGAGGGACACCGAGGAAAGCCCUGGAGAUUGGCUUGAGGGCAUCAUCCCUGUGGUGGAGGACUGGCACACUAGGAUGACCUUCUUGAGGCUUGUCUGGGGGCGUCACUAUAGUAAAGAGUCUACCCGGGAAGUAGGCACCAUGUAUCAGCUUCGAAAUCUAAUAUGCAGGAAUGUUGUACCAGCUGACCCGGAGAAGAACAUGAAUGCAGCCGAAGACUUUAUGCUCCUCCUUGUACAUUGCCAUGUCACAGCAGCUGCACAUCAUUUAAUGCAAAAGAAAGCUCACAAUUUGGCCACGUUAACCAAGGAGAUGAUCGAUACGUUUGUGCAUUUUCAAGAUGUUUCUCAGAUUGGUCAAACAACACCCGAUUCUAAUGAUAAGGUGCACCUAUACGCCACAGAGCUUCUCUCGUUGGGUCUUCUUUGGUAUGGGUUUCACGAUGCUGUAAGGGAGGCAGAUGGAGACCGCAUAUUAAGAUACUGGAAGCUGCUUUUGGUGCCUUUCAAAUCAUCAGCGCAUAGGAAUUAUGCCAAAGAAGCAGUGAAUAUUCUUUUUCAGUAUCAUUAUGUAUUUUCUGAGAGGCAAAAGAUGCAGUUGCUGUGGAGCAGGUGUGUUAACACAAGAGGUUACAAAGGUGCUAACAUACCAUGUGAUUUAUACAUGGAGCAUCUCAAUCGAAGAUUGAAGACAGUUGUUCGUGGCAUGGGCUCCAAUGUGUCACCAGAUAAAAUACAGAGAGCUGGGAAAACACUACAGCCGAUACAAACUGUGUGCGAAGCAUUUGAGAAAGAGACUACCAAUGAAAUACGAAGUGAUAGGCAUCCCUAUCCAUCUUUUGAAAAAGAUUUUAAGCUAAUUUUUGAUACACUGAUCAAAAACAAAGUGUUUAGCAAUGUUCCUGGCCGAAACCAUCCCAGUUAUAAAUUCAAGAAAAGUAUUUUCAAACUGAACUCCAGAAAUGAACUUAUAAAAAAAUUAACACAACCUUAAAGAAGCUAGUCUAGAAUAAUACUUUGCAUGUUGUGUGUAAUGUAAUCAUGAGUUCGUUGCAAUAAAGCCACAAAUGUCACAACAACUACUACCUUCUACGUUAAUACUGUCUUCUUUGUAAUAUAAAAAAUCUUUAAAAAGUAAACGACGUCUACACAUGCUACUGUUUAAAACAUAGUCUUUCAUUUUCUUACUAGCAUAUCUUCCUCCUUUUCCUGCAAAUAGUAUUGCUUGUGAGGGUUGUCCAUCCCUGCCACUACGCCCAGUUUCUUGUACAUACUCCUCAACUGAUGAAGGCAUACCCCAAUGAAUAAUGGUUCGUAUGUCUGGGCAGUCAAUACCCAAUCCGAAAGCUGUUGUGGCAAUCACUAAACGUAAUGUGUUGUCAACUGAGGUGAAAGAAUUCAACACAUCUUCUUUUUUGCUAACAGAAAGCAUCUAGUAAACAUGUCAACUAGUCGAUGACCUUUAACAUUGGGACUGCAUCCAGGUGGAUCAGUUAUAUAGGAUCCGAGACUGCACUUAAUCACCAUAUAUAAAGAUGAGCAAUCGGCAUAACUUCGUACGUAAAUCACUGUUUUAGGGUAUGACUUCCGUUUUCCUCGAAUUUCAUCAGCAAUUUUGUCACCAAGGCUUUCUUCAACGUCAAUCUUAGAGUGAACCUCAUAAGAAAUAUUGUCUCGGAAAGGAGGGGAGGCAAUUAAAGUAGGAUCGUCCAUACAUAACCUUCUACUGACAAUGUAAAAUGUUUCUGUUGUGCGUGAACACCGACAUUGUCUGGAAUGAGGCUCCUUAAAUCUCCAAUAUCCGAAAAAGCGACUAGAAAAUCAUCUCCCCAGGUUUUAACACAGUGGGCUUCAUCAACUACUACUGCAACGAGAUUCUUUAUAUACGGUGGUGACAGAAGCAUAUUUCGAAAAAUACCCUUCGCUAA
Halichondria panicea is the source of this 3655-nucleotide messenger RNA. RefSeq lists its product as uncharacterized. Lineage: Eukaryota; Metazoa; Porifera; Demospongiae; Suberitida; Halichondriidae. The coding region runs from base 485 to 1576 and encodes 363 amino acids. The record is from RefSeq and is a predicted model, not a curated record. The transcript is spliced from 7 exons.